GUUGGUCACACCUCCAAAACGUGACCACUGAUAAUCGCGAUAAAAUAAUAUUGCCCGGCGUCCRCGGCUUCCAUUAUCCAAUAGAACAUUUUUAAUUUAUUACUAAUAUCACAGAAUUCUGUACUAAUUUAUUCAAAAUUUGAUAAUAUAAUUUGUAUUUUGUAAUCCGAUUUCUUUAAAUCUGUGCUGAUUUCGUAAUUUUUUUUUCAAGUUUCGUGUAAUUUUCUCGUCUCGUUUGUUCGAAAAAAAGUCACCCAGCAAAUUAAAAGGAAAUCUGAAAAUGUCGGGUGGCGAGAGUACGUCCGGUGGUGUGUUUCUGGUCUCUGUCGUCGGUCAAAUCGAAAAAGCUCAUUUUCCGAACUAUGACAACAUGUAUUGCAAGUACACUUUCGUCUAUGGACCCGAUUGGGAAAUCGUCACCGGCAUCGAAGAAGGCAUAUCGCAAAUCGCUCAAAAGAGCCAAGAUGAAAGACAACAUGUCGUAUGGAAUUUCCCGUUAGACGUUUCUUUCAAGAGUUCCAAUCCWMACGGGUGGCCACAACUAAUCAUUAGUGUUUAUGGGUUGGAUACUUUUGGGAACGAUGUUGUGAGAGGCUAUGGAGUAUGUCACCUCCCAGUUGUUAAUGGACAAUCUUCUGAAGAGAUGAUUAUGUUUGUUCCUGAAUCAAGUUCAACAUUACAAAAACUGACUUCAUGGUUGACGGGUAAAAGACCAGAAUACAUAGACGCACGGUUAUUAGCUAGGGGCGAUGGCAGAGAAGUGACUAGAGUCAGAAGUCAAGGAUGUGUUUGGAUAAAGUUCAAUGUUUUGUUCAAAGACUUUCAUCAUUACGGCUUUGAAAACGAUAAUAACAGUUGAACAUCAAGCUGCUGUUGAUUAUGGUCCAGAGAAAAAAAGUUCUAAAAACCAUAUUUGGUAAAAUAAUUGUCCCAAUCAUAGAAAAAAACGUUUCACCUAUAAUAUUAUCAUUUUAUUUGUGUUAUAUUCAUAGCCUAACCCCUUAGUUGGGGGUUACUAGGGGUCACCCAGUGUCUUUCUCACCAUAAGCCAACAAAUCAGUUUUUCUAAGGGGUCCCAAAUUGAAGUGUCUUGGCCCAAGACUCUUGGGCCCUGUAAAAAAAAUUGCUCCUAAACAUUAAAUUGGUUAAAUAAUUUGUUAAAUGCUUUUUAUGGUCCCUACUUCCUACAUAGAACAGGAAAAUGCCAAGACAAGAAAACAAAAAUUUAUGAGACUUAACAAAUAAGAAGUUGGAAAUAGAAAAAAAAAUUUAGGGGGCCAUGGCCAGGCGGACACUGGAGCUACCAAACAAACAAUAAUGUGACUGAAGGGUGAAAAAUUGGUUUCAGAAGCUUUUUGAAAAUAAUCAUCCAACUAWGGAAAAAUUUUAUAAAAAAAAAAUAAAAAUUGAAAUUUCUAUGGAUGAAGCAACAUUGUUUUUAGUAGCUGUAAGAUAUUUGAGCAACAAAAAAUGCACGACAAACUCAAACCUUAAAAAAACAUAUACAAAUUUCAUUUACUAUAAAAAUAUAGCAGACGGAAUGUGAUAAUUAUAUUUUUCAU
Diuraphis noxia (Russian wheat aphid) is the source of this 1562-nucleotide messenger RNA. Its product is annotated as B9 domain-containing protein 1-like. NCBI's taxonomy places the organism in Eukaryota, Metazoa, Arthropoda, Insecta, Hemiptera, Aphididae. The record is from RefSeq and is a predicted model, not a curated record. Gene Ontology annotation, biological process: cilium assembly. Gene Ontology annotation, cellular component: MKS complex.